AUGGGUGUUGUUGGAGGCGAGCUGUCCCGUCUGCUGCCCUUCACCAACUGGAGUCUGUUGCUGAACGUUAGCGGCAAUUAUGUGCACGACCACGACACAGCCGCAUAUGACAGUCUCUGGGCAGGGGACAAGAAUGGUACCGGUAGUGGACUGGGCUCAGCUACACCCUCAGUAUUGGUCUCGAUGACUGGGCUAUGCUCUAGUUGGCAGGAGGCUCAACACGCUCUAUUUCAGGUAUGCAUUUAUAUCUGCUGGCGCAGUUGUGUGCUGUGGUCCCGCUGUUCACGCCCUGCAGUUUUCCGCCACCACAUGCUGCUGCUGCGCUGCUUGCUGGCCAUCGGCUACUUCCUGGUGGUCAUGUGGGCCGGCUUCGUGGUCUGCAGGCUGGACGUCCUCGUCUGGAACUGUCUGCUCUUUUUCAUCGACGUGAUGCACAUCAUCAGCCUGGCCUAUACAAACAUCCCAAACCAGUUCAGCCCCUGUGUCAAUGACUUUUACAAGAAGAGACUAAGCCCGCUGAACGUGUCCAGUAAAGAGUUCGGGGAGAUGUGCAGCCUGGGAACAAUUGUCUCCCUUCACAAAGGUGGCUUCUAUUCGUUCGAGAAUCACACCUCGUCCAGGGAGAAGGUGUCCGUUACUGCUGAUGGGCAGGUGAGUUUUCUACCUGGCACUCGACAGUUAAAGGUCACACACGAAGGCGUAUUUCUACACUCCAUUGACCCCAAUGAGUUCAUUGACUCCCCAGAGUUUGACUCCCUGCCUCUGUUCGCAAACGACGCCUCUGAGAAGUUCCAGGUGACAAUCUCCGCCAGCGAGGAUGCUAUGAUGUUGUCAUGGGUGUACCCAAUCCUGCAAGCCUACUUCGCCUCCAAUCCUUUCAUGUAUGCCGUAUUCACCAACCUGGUAGGACGGGACAUCUGCGACAAGUUGUACAAGAUGCAA
Candidula unifasciata is the source of this 942-nucleotide messenger RNA. The record is from the annotation of a GenBank genome assembly. Lineage: Eukaryota; Metazoa; Mollusca; Gastropoda; Stylommatophora; Geomitridae.